AAUGCAUUUAGCCCGCCCAGAACUAAAUCUUGGACUAUCAGGGCUUAUACCGCGUCUUUUGCCUUCUUUGAGGCCCUUUGGGAUGGAGGCGUCAGUCACGUCUUUGUUAAUCUGGGAUCAGAUCAUCCUUCGAUUCUGGAGGCCAUGGUGAAAGGUCAGAAGGAGAAGAAUGGCCGGUUUCCGAGAAUCAUUACAUGUCCCAACGAGAUGGUGGCACUUUCGAUGGCUGAUGGAUAUGCUCGUCUGACUGGUGAGCCCCAGGCGGUUAUCGUUCAUGUAGAUGUGGGUACCCAAGGAUUAGGUGCCGCGGUUCACAACGCUUCCUGUGGCCGAGCUCCCGUUCUGAUUUUCGCUGGUCUUUCUCCGUACACAAUUGAAGGGGAGGUCAGGGGUUCCCGGACUGAAUAUAUUCACUGGAUUCAGGAUGUGCCGGAUCAAAAGCAAAUUGUGUCCCAGUACUGCCGCUAUACCGGAGAACUGAAAUCCGGGAAGAACGUCAAGCAGAUCGUGAAUAGGGCCUUGCAAUGGGCUACUAGUGACCCGAAAGGUCCUGUGUAUCUGGUUGGAGCUCGAGAGGUCAUGGAAGAAGAGAUUGAACCAUAUCAAUUGAACCAGAAUGUGUGGAAGCCCGUCUCACCAGCCGCCCUGCCUGCAGCUGGAAUUGAGUUGAUCACAUCGGAGCUUGCCGCCGCCAAACAGCCGUUGGUUGUGGUUGGAUAUACUGGCCGACAAGCCCAGGCUGUGACUGAACUGGUCACACUGGCAAAUCACUUCAAGGGGAUUCGAGUCUUAGACACUGGCGGAAGCGACAUGUGCUUCCCUGCGAACCAUCCGGCUUGGUUGGGACUUCGGUAUCCAGGGCACGAGCUCGUACAAACGGCUGACCUGAUUGUGGUCAUUGAUUGCGAUGUGCCAUGGGUGCCUACCCAGUUCAAACCCUCCGAUUCGGCCAAGAUAAUCCAUAUCGAUGUCGACCCCCUCAAACAGCAAAUUCCUGUCUUCUAUAUAAACUCGAUGGCCACAUUCCGUGCAGAUUCCGCAACCGCACUGAAGCAGCUCAAUGAUCAUAUCGCCAUUACCGGCCACCUCCAACAGUACAUAGGUUCCACAGAGAAUGUUAACAUGGGCCAGCAACGCGAUAAGGAAUAUUUACAGCGAAAACAAGAGAUCACUGAUCUCGCUGCCCUACCAGAAGGUGGCGAUGGUGCGCCGCUGAAUGUUUCCUACCUCAUGGCGCAAGUUCGCAAGGGGUGUCCAGCGGAUACUAUUUGGGCGAUCGAAUCCGUCACGCUCACACACCCGGUAUCGGAUCAAAUUGGUGCAACAUUACCAAACUCCUGGAUCAACUGUGGCGGCGGUGGUCUGGGUUGGUCUGGUGGUGGUGCCCUUGGAAUCAAGCUGGCAUCGGAUAUGAAGAAUGGAGGCCCUGGUAAAGGGAAAUUUGUGAUACAAGUUGUUGGUGAUGGUACAUUUUUGUUUUCUGUUCCAGGCUCGGUCUACUGGAUCUCCCGUCGCUACAGUAUCCCCAUUUUAACUAUUGUGUUGAACAACAAGGGAUGGAAUGCCCCUCGGCGAAGUAUGCUGCUAGUCCACCCGAAUGGCGAUGGAUCUCGAGCUACGAAUGAGGACUUGAACAUCUCGUUUGCACCUACCCCGGACUAUGCUGGAAUUGCAAAGGCUGCAGCGGGUGGAGAGUUGUGGGCUGGCCGAGCGUCCAACGUGACGGAACUGUCACAAAAACUCCCCGAGGCAAUCCAAAGCGUCCUUGAUGGGAAGAGUGCAGUGUUGGAAGCCCAGCUGGAUGGAACUGUGGGGAAAUAUGUUGAAAAGUCAUAG
Penicillium odoratum is the source of this 1836-nucleotide messenger RNA. RefSeq lists its product as uncharacterized. Gene Ontology annotation, cellular component: mitochondrion; acetolactate synthase complex. Gene Ontology annotation, biological process: L-valine biosynthetic process. NCBI's taxonomy places the organism in Eukaryota, Fungi, Ascomycota, Eurotiomycetes, Eurotiales, Aspergillaceae. The transcript is spliced from 3 exons. Gene Ontology annotation, molecular function: acetolactate synthase activity; magnesium ion binding; flavin adenine dinucleotide binding. The annotation marks the transcript as partial. The record is from RefSeq and is a predicted model, not a curated record.